CACGGGCAUACGAGCGUACUCGAACUCGAGCACGAAAGCUACACCACUUCAAACCCCUGCUCCUUGAGAUGACGAUGGAGAAGACGAUGAAGCUUUGCCUGCGCACGAUGCUGCUCCUAGUGCUGCUGCAGACGUCUGCAGUAUCAGGGGACGUUGGCACCGCCUCGGCCUACUACUCUCCCUACAUACCGACGAGGUGUUGGGGGAACGACCAGUCCAGGUUUCCGGCGAACAGCAUGUUUGUGAGCGUGAGUGAGGUGAUGUGGGACAAUGGUGCUGCGUGCGGGAGGAGGUACAGGGUCAGGUGCCUCGCGGGAGACUCCAGACCCUGCAAGGCCGGUUACGUCGACGUCGUCGUCGUCGACGCCUGCCGCCGCUAUCCCUGCUCUUCCACCCUUCUGCUCUCCGCCGAUGCCUUUGGUGCCAUCUCCCGCAUCCCCAGUCAAAGAAUCAGCGUCGAAUAUAUCCAGAUUUGAGGUGAUCGAAGAAAAAGAUUAAUGGCUUCAAGAAUAUGUACGUAGGAGAUCGGUAGAGACUUCCGAGAAGCUAAUUUGUGACAGAAAGAGUUGCAGCUGACGUACUUAGUUGCAGAAUUAAGAUUGUAAAACUGAGAUUUCUCAUCGUGUCGAUUUUGUAUUACCACAACUGAGAACAAUUAUACUACAAUAUCUACCAGAAUUGGAGACUGG
Molecule: messenger RNA, 689 nt
Organism: Nymphaea colorata (pocket water lily)
Lineage: Eukaryota; Viridiplantae; Streptophyta; Magnoliopsida; Nymphaeales; Nymphaeaceae
Product: EG45-like domain containing protein 2
Exons: 3
Coding region: 69-476 (135 amino acids)
Source: RefSeq, a predicted model, not a curated record